Molecule: messenger RNA, 912 nt
Organism: Penicillium coprophilum
Lineage: Eukaryota; Fungi; Ascomycota; Eurotiomycetes; Eurotiales; Aspergillaceae
Exons: 2
Coding region: 1-912 (303 amino acids)
Cellular component (GO): membrane
Source: RefSeq, a predicted model, not a curated record
AUGCCUCGACUCUCGCUAACGACUCUCUUCGGAGUUGAUCAGACUAUCGAUGACAAGCACCACUUUGAGACAUCUUGGAUCUUGCCCCCUGCCAUUCUCGCCGGUCUUCGCGCUCUGAUCUCACUGUACAUCUUCGCCUCCAUCUUCAUCUUCUGGGGCUGGUAUGGUACCCACGAUAAGCUCUCCUCGAUUGGUCAGUCCUUCAGUUACUUCACCUGGCUUUCUUACUGGGGAAUUGGCUUCUACAUGCUAUUUGCUGCCAUUCAUACAGCCUCUUAUGCACGAACAGGCCGCUCGGUUCUCUUCGACCGCUGGCCACGGGGUCUUCGCGUACUACACAGCUUACUCUAUGUGACAAUCACAACAUACCCGUUUCUUGUUACAGUUGUCUUCUGGGCUGUCAUCUUUACUCCGCCGUGGUAUAAGACCACCUUCACUAGAUGGCAAAAUAUCUCCCAACACGGCCUUAACUCUGCCGACGCCUUACUGGAAAUUAUCAUCCCUGCCACGGCGCCGCAUCCAUUCAUUGCAAUGCCAUUUCUACUCUUGAUGCUCCUGCUCUACCUCUGCGUUGCAUAUAUCACCCACGAAACUGAGGGCUGGUACCCGUACUCUUUCCUUGACGUUGGUGGCCAUGGACAUAAGAGCAAACGUGUGGUGGGAUACUAUUUCGGCGUCUUGGGUGCGGUUCUGGUCGUCUUCGUCAUCUCCUGGGCGUUGAUUCAUUUGCGCUGUCGCCUGACCCACGGAAGGAUUAAGCGGGCGAGACGGGAUCCGCUGUGCUCGCAUGAUGUCUCAAGUGGUGCCGUUGGGGCGUGUGGUGAGCAAUCGAAUGUGAUGAAGGGUGUUUCGGGCUUGGAGGAGGCGAUGAGUCGAUUCUCUUCUUCUGGGGGAGAUUGCCUAGUUAGAUAG